Molecule: messenger RNA, 10884 nt
Organism: Zonotrichia leucophrys gambelii
Lineage: Eukaryota; Metazoa; Chordata; Aves; Passeriformes; Passerellidae
Gene: BRD10
Product: bromodomain containing 10
Exons: 8
Coding region: 136-6408 (2090 amino acids)
Molecular function (GO): protein binding
Source: RefSeq, a predicted model, not a curated record
CCUGAGGGCGAGGGCGCUGUCCCCGGGCGGGCGGGGCCGCGCGCCAGCCCAGUCGGUACCUCCCCCCCGGCGACCGCGUCCCGCCCACCGAGCCGGCGGGGCGCUGAGCGGUGUCUGUGUGCGCAGGUGAGCCCGAUGCGGAUGCGGCGGCCGGGCGAGGCGCAGCGCCGCUGUCCCCGGCAGGUGCCGGAGAACGAGCCUGGGGCGGGAGACAUGGAGUCCGACGGAGACCUCCCGGCGGAUCCGCCCUCGGCCCCUCAGAGUGGGAUGGAGGAGCCUGAGAAGGAGGCAGAUGAUGAGGGAGGGAACACUGCCUGGCAGCAGAGCCUGAAUCCCGAGCUGCAGCAGGGGUACCGCAUCCUGCGCGAGUUCCUGCUGGAGAAGUACCGGCCUCUGACGGCGCCGUUCCUGAAGCCCCUCGCGGAUCAGGCAUUUUUCGGGGAAGAAGGCUCUGGCUCCCUCUUGGGCCGUAAGAGCAGCCAGUCCUUGCAGCAGAUGCCCGCUGGAAUAUGGCUAUUGAAAAUGGAAGAGAAAUUUUCCACUGGGCAGUACACAGGGAUAGCAGAUUUCGUGUGUGACUUCCGGCUCAUGCUGGAGACUUGCUAUCGGCUGCACGGUGUGGAUCACUGGCUCUCCAAACAGGCCCAGAAGCUGGAGAUGAUGCUGGAACAGAAGUUGGCGCUGCUGUCCCGGCAUUUAAGAGAGAAAACAUCAUUAGCUGUAACAUCUAGAGGAUGCUAUGGGCAGGAGGAUGAAAAAACAACAGCAAGCAUUUCUACAAGACGUCGUUCCACGCCUCGCAAUUUAGUAGGUUUGUCAACGGGCGUGUUUGAGUCUGUGAUGGUUCAGGUUCUAAGACAAGAAGAGCAACUGAGAGCAAAAGAGGAAAAGAGGCAGAGAGAUCAAGAAAGAAAAGAAGCAGAAGAAGCUAGUCAGAAAGAAAUAGAAGAAUGGGAAAAAUCACUUUUAGCUCAAGCAGCACCUACAAGGAUGGAGACAAUGUGGGAGAUUCCAGCUAUUGGUCAUUUUCUUUGCUUGGCACAACAGAUUUUAAACUUACCUGAAAUAGUAUUCUAUGAAUUGGAACGUUGUCUUCUGAUGCCUCAGUGUAAUGUUUUUUUAUCUAAAAUAAUGACUUCUUUGUUAAGUCCUCCUCAUCGCAGACCUACAUUACAUCGCAGGCCUACAUUUUCCUACAGGACUUGGGAGGCAGCACUCAGAAAGAAAGUGCAACACUGGUAUACUGUUGUGGGGCAGACUGACAAUCCUAAUGCUGCUGCAGAAAAACUUGGAUUGUGUCCCCAGUUUUUCAAAGUUCUCGGAGAAGUUAAUCCCUUGGACGAAAAACCAUUUCAUGAGCUACCGUUCUAUCAAAAAGUAUGGCUGCUAAAAGGUCUUUGUGACUUCGUAUAUGAAACACAAAAGGAUGUUCAGGAUGCGGUGCUAGGUCAGCCUAUCCAUGAAUGCAGAGAAGUAAUUCUUGGUUAUGACUGCUUGGAAAAUGCAUAUGUUCACUUUCCACAGUUCUGUGGUGCAGAUGUUCGAAUUUACAAACAAAAACCUUUUCAGGCUCCUGAAUUCCCAUCUCUUCCCAUCAAAGUUAAAAAAGUGCCACGUAUUAAAUUGGAAAGAGUAAAACAUGAAUAUGUGAGCAAAAGCAAUGGGGAGGUCACUUCUGCUGGGAGAGAGCUGCUGUGUCAUUCCAAGACAGAAGGAGAGAAAAGUAUGGAUAUUGUUAUCUGUCCGGAAAAAAAAGCACGUUUAAGUGGCUUUAGAGUCACCACAGAGGAAAUGAAGGUUGAUUGUGACGUAAAAGCCUCAAGAGUUUGUGACAUCAAAAAAACUGGUUGUUAUAAAGAGAACUUCAGGAAUUUGAUUACUUCAGGAGAGAUUGUGGAUAUGAGUGGUCACCCUAGCUCAAAAGAAGUAACAGAUGUGGAGAAUGGACAAGGUUGCACUGAAAUGUCCAGAGUAAGACCUGAGCUGAGUCCAUUCAAGGGGAACACACUGAAAGCUUGCCAAAUCCAUGUCAAUGGCACUUAUAAUGAAAACCAAGGCAGAAAUUACCAUGAAUCUGCUGAAGAAACGGUGCUAGAGACCUUUCUGCAAAAUAAGAAGAAACUAAAUAAGAUGCUAGCAAAAAAGAAGAAAAAGAAAAAAAAGAAGUUGAAGGAUAUUCUAAAUGAAAAUCUGCAGAGAAAACUUGAUGACUUGCAAAGAAAGCGUGAGAUUCAUCUUCAUCCAUUCAAAUCUUUUAAGUCUGAGAUCCAGAACAAGUUGUUUUUUAUUAAAAAGAAAGCAAAACAUAAGAAGCACAAGUCUGGAAAAAAAUCGUUAUCUAAAAAAGCAAUCACAAAGAAGAGGAAAGGUAUCAGAAAGUCUACCAUACCAGAAUUUCAGCUUAUUUGCACUAAUCUUGAUGAACUCAGGGAAUUAAUCACAAAGAUUGAGAAUGAACUCAAAGAUCUGGAGGACAUUAAAAAGAAAUCGGGAAGAUGGUUCCACCGGAAGCAAGCAGUAAAGGAAUUGCAUGGUACAUUGUUACGACUGCUUAAUGAACUGUUACCAUGGGAACCAAAGCUAAUUAAAGCAUUUCAAAGAAACAGGUCUAGAUUGAAGAAGGACUAUGAUGACUUUAAAAGACAUCCAGACCAUGAUAAAUUUACCAGAGAAUUGUGGAGUAAUGAUGAAAGUGAAGUUGAUUCUGGCAAAGAAUCUUUUGCAGUAGUAUGCAGUAAAUCAUCAGAAUCUGCAGAACAUAUAGAAGUUCCCAAAAAAGAUCACUCAGACAAUGAUGAAAUGAAACUAUUAGAGAUGAAUUUAUCUGCAGGAAAAAACAGAAUUCUGAAAAAAGAAUCAGCUUCUAAAGAGAUACAGAAGACACUGCCUAAAUGCAUUAAACGACAGUUCAAGCAAAAUAGUUGUCUGGAUCAAAACACUACUGAGCUUUCACCAAGGAAGAAAGCUAAACUGAGCACUAAUGAGGCUGUGGUCCAGAGUUCAGAAAGUAGCCUGCAGUUGGAUAGUUGCUUGACUGAGCUGAAACAACUUGAAGGGUCAACUCUGGAGCUGCUUUCCUUGACAGAUCCUGCAACAUCGGUAUCAAACUUUCUGAAAGGGACCAAACCCAUCCAGGCCUUGCUUGCCAAGAAUACUGGGAACAAAGUGACCUUAACAAAUCAACUGUUGCCUCCUGCAAGCAUGAAGGUAUCUACUUCUGAAAAAUCAGUUUUACCAGCUUUGGAAUCAUCACUGAUCAAACCAGCAUUGCCCUGCCAGGCCAGUUCAAAGACUCCUUUACAAAUGGUAUACAAAAUGCCAAAUGGCCACUGCAUACCAAUAGAUGUUCCCAACAGCUCAGUGAAAAUUCAAAUGCAAGCUAUGAUUGACCCUAAAAAUGGAGAAAAAGUUAUGCAACAAGUUCUUGUUUUACCUAAGAAUUUUCUUCUUCAGCAGAAGGAAGAAAAAAUUGUGUCCAAGGAUAUUCAGUCACUACAACAAAAGUCAUUUGAGAUGCACUGUACAUCCUCACCAGAAAUGCCAAACGUCAGUGUUUCUUUAACACCUGUUCUGGUAACAAGCCCUGCAAAUACCACUCAGUCACUCACUACAGUUUUUAGCAAGAAUACUACCCACUCAUCACAAGUGGCUGGUCCCAUGAACACUACACAACCAUUGUCUAGUGUAACUUCAGCAGAUAACUUAUCAAUAAUUAAGGUAAGCCAAAGUGACAGUGGCAAAUUCAAGACUACAGUUUUGGCUGCUACAUUGCCUGUGUCUUUGGCUUCACCUACUCUUUUCACAGCUAGCCAAACCUUAACACCAGCAGCAGCAUUAAGUGCAUCUACAAACACUGAUUCUGCCUCUCACAGCAUAGCGUCACAGCAGCAAACUGACUCCCUUGAAACUAAGCAAGAGCUAAAGACAGUGUGUGUAAGAGAAUCACAAUCUAUCCUGGUCACAACACGAGGUGGAAACACUGGAAUUGUUAAAGUGCGAACAAACCCAGACCAGAUGUCACCUAGUAGUUUAUGUCCUAGUUCAGUUUUCACUUACGCGUCUCAACUUCAGGCCUUUCUCGUGCCAAAAACCACAGCAGUAUCAUGCUCUAGUCUUCCAUUUGUAGCAACAGCCACAUCUGGUCUCCCACAUAUUGGACAAUCAUCUCCUUCUGGAUUGGCCCCCUCAACAACUUCUUUUGUUAACAUUCCAGCUUCCCCUGCUGAUUUUACCCAGGCAAUGGAGAAAAAUAACAAAUUCACACUACAGCACCCAGCUGUUUGGGACUCUUUGUGUCAAGUAAGAGAGGACUCCUGCCAUGUGUCUUCUUCUUUAUCCUCCAUUCCAUUAGCUAGCAAUUUGGUGUCAGCAGCUCCAAGCAGCCUUGUUAGUGUGACUAGCACUGGACAAAGUAAUAUUGUAAAAACUCCAAAUUCUUCUGUGCAGCAUCAAGGGGAUACUAAAGUGAAAACAAAAUCUGUUACACAAUCUGAGUCAAAUUGUGCAACAAAUGGAGAGUUAAUCAGUGGUACUCCAGUCCAGAAAUUUACAUUAAUCACAAAUCCACCAAUUUUAUCUCCAUCUGGGGCAUCAGGGGUCAAUAUUAUACCCUGUCCAGCAUCCACUGCUGUUAAUGCUCAGAAGCUGGUUUUCAUUAACACGCAAAUUGCCAGUGGCCCAUCAACCACCAGUCUAGUUGCAGAGUCAUUGAAACAGAAACUUCCUUCUUCCCUGACCAAAGGCUUUGUUAAUACCACAGAGCACCCACAGUUGGUUUUGAUCCCAUCUACAGUAGGAGCACCAAUAAGAAUAAACUCAUCACCAACUAUUGCUCAAGUAAAAGAUGUGAAAAUUGGACUAAAUAUAGGUCAGACCAUUGUAAAUACUAAAGGCAGUGCACAGGAGGCUGUACCAGUUAAUAUAUUUCACUCUGGCAUUUCUAAAGGAGAAGACAAUAAGAGGACAGCCUCAGCCCUAUCCUUGACAAGUAGUACUGUGGUUCCUGUUCCAAGUUUUGCUGUGUCAGCUGGUGAAUCUAUAUGUGUUGCCACAAAAGCUGAAAAUGCCGUUACAAUGACAACAGCAAAUGCACAAGUAGAAUCUGUUUCAGUUACAUCAAGUGGAAGUUCCUCCUCUGGGGCACAGCCUACUGUCUUGAUUGGUGGCAAUGAUCCCUCAAGAAUAAGGCCAGUUCUGGGUAAUCGACUUUGUACAUCAAAUAUUGGAAAUACUGUGGGUAUAUCAACUGUGAAGACAGGACAUCUUGCUUCGUCUGUGCUGAUUUCAACACAGCCAACAGUAUCUCCACAAAACUUAGCAUCUGCUCUGCAAUUUCCAGUCAUUAGCUUGCCUGGACCUUCAGCCACCCCCCACAAGGUGUUACAAACAGUUCCUCAAUUGGCAGCAGUUCCAGCUCCUCUUCCAGUCCCAAAAAGACAGUUGCCCACACUGGUUCAGUUUCAUUCAUCAGGAAUUUCAGCUGCUGUGUCAAGUCAUGCAGGUAUUCACAAACCUCAGAGUGUGUUGCCCCCUCCAUCGCCAAAUGCAGGUGAAGUAAUUAGUUUUCCCAGUCUUUCUACCCUGCAAUGCCAGCAGGUGCCUCGCAGUACAGAGAAACAAAGUCAUGAUUAUGCUUGUGCUUCUGCUGUUCAGAUAUCUGAAGCUUUGCCCCCUGUAACAAGCAAAACAGGAGGAAUUCCGUUGAAUGAACCUUCCACUCAACAGAAAAUAGUCAUUAACACUUGUAUGCCUUUGGCACCUGGAACUCAGAUAAUGAUUAAUGGUACUCGCUUUGUUGUUCCACUACAAGGCCUUGGAGCUGGCAGCCAUGUUCUUCUUCUCUCCUGUAAUACAAAGCAAACUCCUUUAACAAUUAACCAUGGUCAAGAGCCUCAAGAUGUACCAACUGUUAAUCCAAUAACCUCAAAAAUCAUCCUAGCACCAAGUAAUUCAUUAAGUUCGCAAAUACCAAAACAUCCUUUGAAAAGCUCUACAAAAAUUGUGAACUCUUUUGGAGCUGCAGAUGCUUUACCCAUCGUACGUGCAACACCUCAGAUAUUUGGUACUCCAGCUAGCUCAUGUACUCCACUGUCUACAGUAACUCUGCCUGUAUCUUCAGUGACAAAGUCUCCCAUUAAUGUAGCUGCAUGUUCUGUUUCUGCUGUUCAUCCUCCGAACUCUCAUUUACCAAGCAACACAUCAGUGUUUCAGCUAGAUGGUUCUAUCAAAAAACUGUUGGUCAGUCCAGAGGGAGCCAUACUGAAUGCUCUAAAUACUUCAGCACCAAAAGUUCCUUCCCUGUGUUCAUCACUGCUUCCUGUUGUUAGUUCCACAAGCAGAAAUGCUACUGCAGUCUUCCCUGCAUCUCAGUCAUCUUGCCUUGAUAAACCUGACAAAGCUGCACCCUGAAUUUACUGCAAAUGAGCCACUUUGAAAUUCUGGGGCAUUCUUCAAACUUUGGAACUUGUUAACUAUUGAAAAAUUUCUUGUAAUGUUUUAAGCAAUUGGUUUACUCAAUAUUAAUAAGGUUACAGUUCUUACCUGUUUACCUGUGGGGAUAUGGAGAAAGAAAAAUUUUAGUUUGUCAGAAGUUUUCAGAAAGUUCUCUAGUAAAAGGCUCAGAGAUGACCAAUUAAUUCAUGUAAUAGUUUGAAGAAAUCUCACAAUUUGCACAUGUUCCAUCUUACACUAUGGACUGUUUGCCAGUGUGUUUAUGACAGUACAUAUCUCCUUUUUAUUUGUCAAAUUUAUUUUUGGCUUGUUUCUUUAAAAAAAAAAUUAUGCAUUGUAAAAAUGCAGUCUACAGUAUAGAAUUGUACAUAUUCCUGAACUCCUAAAAACCUGUACUAAAUAAUAUGUACAAAGAACUAUGCUGUCUUAUUUAUGUUUUGUUUACAUAAUGUAUAGUUUUUUAAGUAUUUUAGUAACUUUGGACCAGUGUACUGUUUAGCAACAAUGCAGAAGAAUCUGCAUGUAAUAAAUCAAGUUGCUGUACUGCUUUGUGUUGGCAGUAGUUAAAAAUAUGUGUAUCUGUUGCACCAUGGGAGAAUACAUACAUACAUACAUACAUACAUACAUGCAUACAUAUAUAUCUUUCUUUUGGUGUAUGGUAGAAUGAAAUUAUAUAAUCUCUUCUGUUCUUCUCUGAUUUUACAUGUCACAUGAUUUGACAGGAUUUGGAAGGAAGGCCUCCUUAUUGUUCCUCAUGAUAUCGGGCAGGAUAACCCAUACUUCAUCCAUUCUUAAUGGUUUGGUUAUGUUGCCUAAAUAACUGGAGUGAAAUGGUAAGGCUACAAAUGGAUUCCUAUACACCAGUCUAAGUCACACUGAUUGCUCUUAAGGACUGCCAUGCUUUGUCUUAAAGCUCAAAGAUCUGUUGAACAAUUCAUUGUUCUCUGUUUUUACAACCUUGUAUGUAUUUCCACAUUAUCUGAUAACUGUAAUAAGGUCACUCACUAAUCUUCCAUCUAGCCAUAACAACUACCCAUUUUUUUCCACUGGUCACACUUUCUAACUCUGUAUGUUUUCUUUAGCUUAUAAGUGCUCUAUCUGGAAGGACAGUGCUAAAACAUCAUACAAGAUUAAAAGAAGCUUUAUCAGUACUUUGAAUGGGGAUAAUUUACAUAUUGCAUAAACCUUCCCUUUUUAUACAGUGUAUUCAGUAUUUAUUGGCUUAGUUUCAGCAUUUGAUCUGAUAAAACCUUUGGGUUAUUUUCUGCAGAUCUGCUGAGUUCACAGCUGCCUGCUCAUGGAGAUAAGUUUUUUAUAUGUUUUGUGAUUUUGCAUAUAGAGAAAGGGUGCCCAUCUUAUCUUAUGGAAGAUGGUGAUUUUAGAAUUGUUGUCUUCGUAUGUGUUGGAUUUUUUGUGGAGUUUGUUGGUUUGGGUUUUUUUAGAAACUAGAAGGGAGGAUUUCAGAAGAGCUUAUGAAUAAGAGUUGCCUUUUAAAUAGCUAUGACAAAGGGGAUAAAAGCUUACAUAUCUGUAUUUAGCCGUGUUUGUAGACUGAGUUUCAUAAAAAUUAAGCUUCAACCUUUGCUUUCAUCCUGUUGAAUUUUCUACUUCCCUUCCCCUUUUGCUGUACACAGUUCUGCAGUUCAGAUGUUGAGUUGAAGAACAGGACCACAUCUUACUGCCUCUGUCAGCUGCUGUUUAAAUUGUUCUGAAAAGUAACCUGAUGGCUAUUUAGCUGAAGUUCUGGGAAACUGGAGGCAAGAAAGGCUUGUGCCUUCCACAGGAACCUUUCGUUUUGCACUAAUUAAAAGAAUUUCAUUGGGGAAUUGCAUCUUUAUGGAUCAGAAAUCUCCAUCUUAUCUUAGAGCUGGGAAAGAUGGAAACUGUCAGUUUUGGAAUGAAAUAAGGUUUGUUUAAAUUCAGAAAAAGCUACCUGCUACAAUUUUCUUACUUCUCAUGGAGUAAUUGAUUGUAAUUGAUUUUAAAGACACCUGGUACUAAGGGUGUCUGCAUGCCCUUGUAGAGUUUACAGUACUAAGGAUUUUUAAGUCUGACUGCAUUUUACAGUUGAAUGCUGCAGGUGUCUUUUCCAACACAGGGAGAUGGCAGAGAAUGGCAGUUCUUUCAUGGACAUUUUACCCAUAUGUACCAGCAGCUCAUUUUAUUUCCAUUUCACUGGUUGAACCUUGGGACUUGCUUUUUUUGAUUUUCUCUUGCAAUGACUGUUUUUUCCUUUUUUCUAAUUUAUGCUUACUGUAGAGUGAAUUGUCUGCAUUGUUUGGAAAGCUCAAGACUGGAUUCUAGUAUUGAAGUUGUUCUUGAUGGAGAAAAAAUUCUUGCAUGACAUUUUUCUGUGUGCUAAUGUAAUGGAAAGAUUUAUGCUACAAUUCUAAUAAAGAGAAAAGUCAGAAGGGCUGAAUUUAGGAACUCAGGACUCAAGUAACUUGCUUGAAUUAUUUCCAAGAAAUUUUCUGAAUCAAUAUGGCGAUAUUUUAUGAUUUUCAUAAAUAUUUUAUAAUUUGGCAGACAUAAUCUUUACAACAUGAGAAGUUUGAUUAGUUUGAUUACAGUUUUCAUGGAUUUUUAUUCUCAGAUAUAUGUUCACAUUCCAAAUCCUACUGGAGAAGGACUUGAUACUGCUAUGUAAUGGGCUUGCAACAUUAAUUAUGUAAAACCAAAUUUUAGUAAUUUUUGUGAAUAAAGUUCCUAUUCUCAAUACUCUUUUCCGAUAGUAUGAAUUUCAGUCAGAGAUAAGGCUUUUUUUCAAGUGAACCUAAAUACCCAUUGACAAUUUGUUAUGUACCUUUUGCACUCCACCAAAUGAAUAGUGCUACCAGUAGCACAAAAAGAACUGUAAAAAUGUAGAUUAUAUUCACAGGCACAAUGAAAAAGCAAAAUUGCCUGCAUCUCGACUUGAAAUUAAAAAGACAUUUAAUGAAACAUAUAAACAUAGAUGUAUGAAUCAGCCUUUUAAGAAAACAUGUUCAACAUUUCAGAGCUUGUGAAAUGCCUUGCUUUUGUACACCCUCUGAUAUUGUAUACAAUAUUCAAGCACUAUAUUACAUGCAAAAUUCUAGCUUUACUAAUGACUUUGAAUAUUCUGAAUGUCAUCCUUUUAUUUACCUGAAUGGACAUGUUCUGCACAAUAGUCUUACUUUGCUAUGAGUAGAAAAUUACAUUAAUUUUGCUUUAUUGUUCAAACUCUCAUGCGUGUGCUGCCAUUUUCUCAUAGGGAUUCUCCCACCCUAGAAGCAAUUAUAUUUGACAAGUUUUAGGGGCCAUAUAAGUACCUAUUCAAACCAAGUGUGUCUGCCAAGUCAUUCAAACCUGUGCUGAUUUCACUGCGUAACAUGGCAAAGGGUUUAAUGUGAAAAGGGAAGCAAAAAUUCUCCUGGGAAGUGAGUGAAGAGAAAGUAAUAUGUCUCAUGGGGGUAGGUCAGAAAAAUACUAAAAGCUAGCAUUUGUAGGGCAUCCAUAGCUGCCACAGUGUGUGUGGUUCAUAGUUGGUGGUAGUGCAGAACUUUAGUAGCCCAAAUUAGUUUUAAAGUAAAUUAAUAUUUUUUAUUGAAGCAUGAAUGUUUGUUAUGUUAGGAGUGUUUCCUUUGAAUAGAAUGGGCAGAGGUUCUCACAAAAACUUAUGUAGACUGCUCUCUGUAAGCUGCACCUCACAUGACUUCACUGGCUCAAAAUAGUAAGAAAAAUAAGAUAAAUAAUGCUGCAUCAAACUUAAGAUCCAUCUAUCCUGUUAUGAUGGCCAUCAAUCCCAGCAUCAUCUAGUCUCUUGAAGCACUUGACAGUAGCAUUCCAAAAGAGCACAAAACCAGGUCUGAAUACUCUUUUAGUAUCCACUUAUCUGUGAGCCAGGGUAUUCCUCACACAGCUGUGAUUUUUUUUUUCCUAUUUAAUAGCUUUCAGUGUAUUUCUUUUGAUGAAAUACACCAAUCCUUUCAAGAAUUCAUGGAAGUAUGUAAAAAGAUUAUUACCAUCCACAGCAUCCAGUGGUAGAGAGUUGGUAAAUAAAUCUCCUUUCUGGUUUUCAAACCUGGCACCUGCUAGUUUCAUUUGAUAAUAUUUACAUUGUAAGACAAAACAAGCCUUUGCUCUUUGCUAUUUUUCUAUAUGGCCUAUGUAGACCUUUGCCAUGUUGGUUGUCUAUUUUCCAGAAUAAAGAGAAGUUGUGAAUUCAAUUAUUUCUUUCAUGGAAGUAAUCAGUUGCUGUCAUUGCUGUGUAUACCUUUUCAAUUUUACCGUAUCCUUGAGAUGUGGUAUCAGAAGAGUGAGUGUUCUAAAGGUCCUGUGAGCUAUUCAUCAGUGUGUUGAUGGGUUUUCUUCAUAAUAAUUAUUUCAGUGUUUGUGGGUUGGUUUCUGACUAUUAUUUAGCCUCGUACUAACUUUUUCAUAGAAAUAUGAAUUGUAAACCAACUUCACAUCAGU